Molecule: messenger RNA, 2477 nt
Organism: Striga asiatica
Lineage: Eukaryota; Viridiplantae; Streptophyta; Magnoliopsida; Lamiales; Orobanchaceae
Source: the annotation of a GenBank genome assembly
CUGGGGUUUAUUAAUUAAAAAACCAAAAAGAAACAAAAAGAAAAGAUGCCCCUCUGCAGAAAAACAGUGCCCACCACCAUUUCUUGAUUCUCUUUCCCUUUCCCAACACCUUUCUUUUUCUCCACCCCAUAAAUCUUUUUCAUUUUAUUUCACACUUUUCUUUUUGAUUCUUAUCAUCUCUCUCAUUCUCUUCUCUUUUUCCUCUGGUGAAAACGAAAAGCUGAGAGGUCUUCUUUCUUAAUUUCUCCUGUUAAUUUCCCUUUUUUUAUCUGUCAUUCUCUCGCACAGUGCCCAAAUACGUUCCUUGCCCCGAAAGUUUGUUUCUUUCUCUUAACCGCUCCAAACCCAUGUUCUUGCCAUUACCUCGUUUUCGUUUUACUCAAGAUUCGUGUGUCUAGUGACAUUUUGAAAUUUGAAGGGUUUGAUUUGUGAAGAAGGACAUGUCGCCGGAAGUGGCGGCUGCAGUCGAAGAUGACGCCGACUAUUCCUUCGCCUUAGAAUAUCUCGGGCCGCCGGUGACCCGUGACCUGCCACGGGCGGUGCCCAUCAAUGUGGAUCGGAUUCCCGUGGCCGCCGUCGUUUCACCUCAGCCGUAUUCAAACACCUUGCCGCUGCCCAUCGUGCAGCCAAUUUCUGCUACGGAGAUAAUCAGCAAGAAGCCGUCUAAGGAUUUGAAAUUGAGCUCAGUCGUUUCCCCAACUUCGGUCAUUCCAUUUGAUAUGCGGAAUAAUGAGGCCAGCGAGGGCUCUUUCAGUAAAGAGCUCGGUUUAGGGACGGAGACUAGUGUUUCGUCUAGUUCGAUUAACGAAAAAGAUGCCGAAAAUUGCCUCAAUAAUGAUCCUUUUGCCUCAUCCGGCGAGUUGACUAGGGAUUUGGAGUGUUGUAAUCGUGAUGGUGAGUUGACUAGUCGCGAUAUUUCGUGCGAGUUCACAAGCGGUAUAGAGAGCUCGGGGGCUUUAGACUCUUCGUCUGUAUUCAGCGUGGAUUACCUCUCGUCUAGGGUUUCUUCUAGUAAAUUUGGGAAUGCAAAUCGCGAAACUGAUUGGGACGCGAGGCCUUCUUCUGUGAGGCGUUCUUCUGUGAUGACUUACGGUGAUAUUGAAACUGAUGAUGAUGAGAACACUACUGAGGAGUUUACUCGUUCGGAGCCUGAGUUCGUGCAGCGAGUGAGAAAAGAACCUGCAGUUAGAAUCAAGAAAGGUGCAUGUUAUCGGUGCUUGAAAGGCAAUAGGUUUACAGAGAAAGAAGUGUGUAUGGUUUGUGAUGCUAAAUACUGCAAUAGUUGUGUUCUUAGAGCAAUGGGGUCUAUGCCCGAGGGCAGAAAGUGCGUGACUUGCAUAGGUUACCCUAUUGACGAGUCGAAGAGGGGUUAUUUAGGAAAAUGCUCGAGAAUGCUCAAACGGCUUUUGAAUGAUUUGGAGGUUAGGCAAAUAAUGAAGGCCGAGAGACUGUGUGAAGUGAAUCAAUUACCACCGGAAUAUAUUUGCGUGAAUGGUAGGCCUCUUUAUCCCGAAGAGUUGAUUUUGCUGCAGAGCUGUUCUAAUCCACCAAAGAAGCUGAAGCCAGGCAACUAUUGGUAUGAUAAAGUAUCGGGACUUUGGGGAAAGGAGGGACAGAAGCCUUCUCAAAUUAUUACCCCACAUCUAAAUGUUGGGGCUCCUAUUAAACCAGAUGCUAGCAAUGGGAAUACCAAAGUUUAUAUAAAUUGCCGUGAGAUCACGAAAGUUGAAUUACGAAUGUUAAAGUUAGCUGGGGUCCAAUGUGCUGGAAAUCCACACUUUUGGGUGAAUGAUGAUGGUUCGUACCAAGAGGAAGGGCAGAAGAACACAAAAGGCUAUAUCUGGGGCAAGGCUGGAACAAAGCUGCUUUGUGCUGUACUCUCUCUUCCGGUUCCUUCUAAAUCAUCUCAACCUUGUGGAGAGCAAGCUAGAAUUCUUUACAAAGAUGCACCUUUCUCAGAGGAAGAUCGUGAGCACAUUAAAUCAGUGAUCCAGAGCCAUUUGUAUAGUUACAUCGGAACAAUUCUUGAAGCUCGCGAGCGGUUUGAGGAAGAAAGUUGUCCUUCAACAACAAUUGCAGGGCAUGACGAAGAGAAUCCUUAUUCCAUUUCUCCAUGUUUAAAGUCAUUUUGCGAUUGGCUCCUUAGAAUUAUGGCCUCAGGGACUUUAGAGGCAAUUUUCCCUGCCGCCAGUCGAGAAUAUGCACCUGUGGUUGAAGAGCUGUUGAGAACUUCGGCUUUUCACGCAACUUAUAAACGGAGAAAUGAAUUAGAUGCUCUUCCCAGUAUUGCAAGUUAUUUCCUCGAGCAGGCUGUUGAGAUACUAAAACCCGAUUACCGACCGUCCGAUUUGGAUAUCCUUUAUGCCGAGCGAGUUACGUCAUCUAACGGGCUUUCGUGCGUCGAUUUCUCAUUCCCCGACUCAUCAUAUGACAAUAAUAUCGACAGUGGUAAUCUACGUGAUUCCAUGCUCAGGUAA